Messenger RNA from Thamnophis sirtalis, 2686 nucleotides. The record is from RefSeq and is a predicted model, not a curated record. Lineage: Eukaryota; Metazoa; Chordata; Lepidosauria; Squamata; Natricidae.
AUGUUUCCUCCAGAAUUUGCAAUUAAANAACUGAAUUCCCAGAAAAAAAGUCCCACUGGGAAUAAUUCAUGUAAAUGCCUGGAAUGUGGGAAGAGCUUCCGCAUUGCAAGUGCCCUCACUUACCAUAGAAGGAUCCAUACAGGGGGAAAGCCAUAUCAUUGCACUGUGUGCGGAAAGAGCUUUGCACAAAAAGGCAAUUUUAAUUUACAUAACAGGAUCCACACGGGAGAGAAACCCUAUAAAUGUUUGGAGUGUGGAAAAAGCUUCAACAGACGUGAUACUCUAAACUUACACAAUAGGAUGCAUAAAGGGGAAAAACCUUAUAAAUGCCUGCACUGUGAAAAGAGCUUUUAUCAAAAAGGUCAUUUUAAAUUACAUGAGAGGAUGCACACGGGAGAAAAACCAUUUCAAUGCAUGGAGUGUGGAAAGACCUUCUAUUGCUCGGCACAUCUUACUGCACAUCACAGAAUCCACACAGGGGAGAAGCCCUUUCAAUGCUUGCAAUGUGGAAAGUGCUUUGCCAGUUCUGGUGGCUUUCGUGCCCACGAACAGACCCACACAGGGGAGAAACCUUAUAAAUGCCUGGAGUGUGGAAAGAGCUUUGGUAAUUCCUACCAUUUAACGUUACAUAGGAGAAUCCACAGUGGAGAGAAACCAUAUCAAUGCUUUGAGUGUGGGAAGCACUUCAGUCAAACAAGUAACCUUAAUAUGCACAAAAGGAUCCACACGGGGGAAAAGCCUUAUAAAUGCACCGAAUGUGACAAAUGUUUCACCCGUUCGUGGUCCCUCACUUCCCACAAAAGGCUCCACACUGGGGAGAAACCAUAUGAAUGCCGCACAUGUGGAAAGUGCUACAAUACAAAAACUGACUGUAUCGUACAUAGUAGAACCCACACUGGGGAGAAGCCAUAUCAGUGCCAAGAGUGUGGAAAAUGCUUCAGUGAUUCUGGAAAACUGACGAUCCAUAAAAGGAUUCAUACAGGGGAGAAACCCUUUAAGUGCAUGGAGUGUGGCAAGAGUUUUAGAAAAAGUAGUUAUCUUGAUAUCCACAAGAGGAUCCACACUGGGGAGAAACCAUACACCUGUAAUGAGUGCGGAAAAAGCUUUACAAGCGAUAAUUCACUCAGAAACCAUAAAAGGAUUCACUCAGGGCAGAAACCCUAUAAAUGCCUGGAGUGUGGAAAAUGUUUUAGUGUGAGUGGCCAUCUUACUUACCACAAUAGGCUCCACACAGGAGAGAAGCCGUUUAAAUGCAUUGAGUGUGGAAAGAGUUUCCGAGCUGGCAGCAGUUUUAGACUCCAUAAUAGAAUCCACACAGGGGAGAAGCCAUAUGAGUGUGUGGAGUGUGGAAAGAAAUUCAGAACUGGGGGUGACUUUAAUCGGCAUAAGAAAACGCAUAGCAGGAAAAGAUGACACUAAUGGUUUCGUAUUGAUUUUCAAAAUUUGCUUCAUCCCCAUAGAAGUGUCCACAGGAGAAUCUGUAGAAAUACUUGGCAAAUGGGAAGGGCUUCCAAAGCAACAGAAGCUUUUUGACCCAUUAAAAAUAAGUGUUGCCUUAUAUAUUUAAGUCAUGCCAGAAGAGAGGUUACUGCUGGUUCGGCCCGGUUCAGCCGAACAGGUAGUGGAAUUCAGGCCUGGGUCACAGAACCGGCAGCGACCGAGGCCUGCCUGAACCAGUUCCCUCACUGCUGCUUGGCUGCUGCCAUUUUGGAUUUUAGUGACACUGUGUGCGUAGUUUACUGUAAACUUUUUGGUGUAUGCGCGCAGAACAGUUUACAUUGAACACGGCAUGCAGUUUGCACGCAGGUUGCAAACCAGCAGUAACACCGGCAGCAAGCCACCCCUGUGCCAGAACAAAGAGAAAAAGGAUCUUCAGUGAGCACUUCACUGGGAGAAAGAGACGCAAAAGAAUGAACCAUUGAACCAAUACAAGACUCAAGUUUUUUUUUGUCAAAAAUAAACACUGGACGGUUGGUGUUGUGUCUGCACCGUCUAAAAUUGGUUGGGUUCAACUGAUUUCUAGUUGAGAUACGAUAUUGAUUGUGUUUGUUUUCUGUUAAUACCCUAACUUGUACAGUAGCUAAAGGCUUAGCUUACACAUCUCAGAUAUGUUGGCUCAGGAAUUCUGGAAGUUGAAGCCCAUAAGUAUAAAAGGCCCAAGGUUCACCAUUCCUGGUCUAAAUAGAAGGAUCCUUGGAGAUUCAAUUAACAGGUUAAACUUAGAAUAAAGUUGGAAGUGCUUCAGUUUGUUAAACCAGAACCCCAGAUAUACUAAGGAACAAGACAAGAGGUACAAAUAGGAAAGAUUUUCACCUGUACACCUCUAAAAAGAAGAAGCAUGCUAUUAGAAAAAUAGGAAGUAUCAUGGAAAAGUACUGCUGAAGCAACAUUUAUGAAAGCAUUGAGGUUACUCUGUGUACAUGUUAGGAUAGCUUUAAAUAACUUGGCUGGGCUUUGUAUUAUGUACAGUAAAUGUAAAUGUAAAGGUUCCCCUCGCACAGAUGUAUUAGUCAUUAACGACUCUAGAGGGCGGUGUUAAUCUCCAUUUCAAAGCCGAAGAACCAGCACUGUCUGAAGACGUCUCCAUGGUUAUAUAGCUAGCAUGACUACAUGGCGAAGGUACACGGAACAUUGUUACUUUCCCACCAAAGGUGGUUCCUGUUUUUCUACUUGCAUUUUUACAUGC